UGGAAGACAACAGACACACAACAGUAUUUCCUGGUUGUGAACAAUCAAUGUUAGUUUGGGGUUCAGACAAUACAUUUAUAGCUUUAUAGAUGACUUAUAAAAAUUGUGACUGAAAGGAAUUUGUUCCAUUGUCUUAAAAAAAGGCAUAUUUAACUGUUUUUAAAUUUCCUUUAAUUAGACUGUUUGUCAUAAAUACUAGAUUGCAUUAGACUCUGAACAUAGACUUGUUAGUUCUAAUGUUCUUGGCUUUCUAAAAUUUGUGAGACUCUUUAAGGCUUUUACAUAGAGAGAGGUAGCUCAGACACCAAUCAUAAAAGAUCUCUCAGAAGACUGAGUUUGUCACCAUUGAGAAAGAUGACAGAAUUUGGUUACCGAGUGUGAAUAUGAAAGUGGAGUUCCAGAAGCUACUGGAAAAUUUGUAUCAUGCAAAAAAUGCAUGAAUUUCACAACUGUAUUACAACAAGAAAACCCUUUUCUUUGAAUUCAACUUAUUCUGUGAACACUAGCGUUACCCUCAUGCUAUACCCAUACAAACUUGACUUGAAGACAUAGAGAGUGCUGGGUGCCUGUUUAUCUGUUUCCUUUUACCAAUCCUACUUUCCUUUCCAAAAGGAGUCCAGGUUAUUUUGAAACACAAAAUCUCACACAAGUCUCAGAAUUUCAUCUCAUGGGCUUCUCAGAAGAUCCAGCCUUGCAGCUUCUCCUCUUUGUGCUGUUUCUGUCCAUGUACCUGAUCACGCUGCUCGGGAACCUGCUCAGCCUGGCCAUCAGCUCAGACUCCCACCUCCACACCCCCAUGUAUUUCUUCCUCUGCAACCUGUCCUUGGCUGAUGUGGGUUUCACUUCCACCACGAUUCCCAAGUUGAUUGUGGACAUCCACACUCACAGCACAGUCAUCUCCUAUGUGGGCUGCCUGACACAGAUGUCUCUCUUUAUUAACUUUGGGUGCAUGGGUGAUUUGCUUCUGACUGUGAUGGCCUAUGACCGGUUUGUUGCCAUUUGUCAUCCAUUGUAUUACCAGGUCAUCAUGAACCCCUGCCGCUGUGGCUUCUUGGUUUCAGUGUCGGUUGUGGCCAGCCUUUUGGAAUCCCUGCUGCAGAAUUUGAUGCUAUUAAGAGCUACCUGCUUCAAAGAUGUUGACAUUUCUAAUUUCUUCUGUGAACCUUCCCAGCUUCUCACUCUUGCUUUCUCUGACACUUUCACUCAUGACACAGCCAUAGAUUUUGUUGGCAUCAUAUAUGGUUUUCUCCCUAUCUCAGGGAUUCUCCACUCUUACUACAAAAUCAUUUCCCCCAUUCUGAGAGUCCCAUCAGCUGGUGGGAAGUACAAAGCCUUCUCCACCUGUGGCUCUCACGUGACUGUUGUAUGUUUAUUUUAUGGAACAUCCCUUGGGGUGUAUCUCACUUCAGCAGCCUCCCUUUCUUCCAAGAAGUGUGCAGUGGCUUCAGUGAUGUACACUGUGGUCAUCCCCAUGCUCAACCCCUUUAUCUACAGCCUGAGGAACAGGGACAUCAAGAGGGCCAUGUGGAGACUUCUCAGUCAGCAAGCUAUUUAG
Messenger RNA from Oryctolagus cuniculus (rabbit), 1555 nucleotides. NCBI's taxonomy places the organism in Eukaryota, Metazoa, Chordata, Mammalia, Lagomorpha, Leporidae. The record is from RefSeq and is a predicted model, not a curated record.